Messenger RNA from Elephantulus edwardii (Cape elephant shrew), 12180 nucleotides. RefSeq names its product dynein, axonemal, heavy chain 3 (gene DNAH3). Gene Ontology annotation, molecular function: dynein intermediate chain binding; minus-end-directed microtubule motor activity; ATP hydrolysis activity. Gene Ontology annotation, cellular component: dynein complex. Gene Ontology annotation, biological process: microtubule-based movement. The transcript is spliced from 61 exons. The record is from RefSeq and is a predicted model, not a curated record. NCBI's taxonomy places the organism in Eukaryota, Metazoa, Chordata, Mammalia, Macroscelidea, Macroscelididae. Bases 1 to 12180 code for a protein of 4059 amino acids.
AUGGUAGAGGUUCCUGGUUUAGUCGAUAAUGAGAUCAGCAGAGAGGACUCGAUACAUCACAUGAGCCACCCCCAGAAGCGGCCAGAGCUCCCCCCUCUGCCUACGUCUGCCAGUGAGGAACCAUCUGAACUCUAUCAGACGAUCAUGGCACACAGCCUUUAUCCCCCACUGAUGCAACGUACCUCAUGGACUCUCGCUGCCCCCUUCAAAGAGCAACAUCAGUACCGCGGGCCCAGCGACGCCAUUGGCAACAACUACACCCUGACGGCCCAGCAUCUGAAGUUGAAAAACAUGGCAAAGACCACUCAGUCGGUUGCCGCCAACAUCCCCAGGGAGAAGCGACUUCAGGUGCUGCCACCAGGUAUGUGGAAAUUUACCAAAACCAUGCCCAAUAAGAAGAAAAUGAAGCUUUCCUGCAGAGACACCGGGGAAUCCAGCAGGACCAGACUGGUCCAGCACAGGUCGCCAUCCUUGACUGGGAAGGACAUGGAGACAUCCGUGGACUUCCCAGGAAGCCAACCAAUGAGUCCGGAAGAACAGUUUGAUGUGAUGUUACGACAGGAGAUGGAACUAGAAAGUAAAGAAAGCCAACCGUCCGAAUCCGACUUGGAGAGAUACUACUUCUAUUUGACCAACGGGGUCCGGAGAGACAUGAUUGCCCCCGAGGACGAUGAAGUGGCAGUCCGGAUUUCAAAGUUGAUUCCUAACAAACUGCUAACAAGCACCUUGGAGCCCCUGCUGAAGGAGCUCUUUCAGGAGAAGGAAAAGGACUAUUACGACAGCCUGAGGAAAAGCAUUGUUGAUUACAUCCUCAUGGACCCCACAGAGAGAAAAAGACUCUGCAUCACAAGCAUCCCCCGCCCGUUUCCUCAGAGGGUGAUCCGGGCCCCCGUGCCCUGGCAUAGUGCCUACGUGUCUGCCAAGAAGUGGAACAGGAAGCAUCUACAUGUCGUCAACCCCAUGAUGCUCAGCCUGAAGGACUUGUGGUUCUCAGAGUUUGCUGACCUCAGGUUUGUUCGAGUAGCAGAUCUACUGCGAGGGAAGUUGCCUCUGCAGCCUCAGCAGUAUCAAUCUGUGAUCCGGACGCACUGCCUGGAUGCACACCAGGUUCUGAUCACCAGUUGGUUGCCCGCCUGUGCCAACCUUUUUAUCUCUCGGAAGGACCAGUGGAUCCAUUUUGCUCCCAAGAACGAGUAUAAUUCCUCUCAUAUCAUUGAGGAGUAUUUUGCAUCUGUUGCCUCUUUCAUGUCCCUCCAGCUCAGAGAACUGGUCAUUAAGUCUUUUGAAGACCUAGUCUCCUUUUUCAUGAUACACAAGGAUGGAAAUGAUUUCAAGGAGCCCUACCAAGAGAUGGAUUUCUUCACACCUCAACAAAUCAUGAUCAAACUUGAAGUCAAAGAACCCAUCAUUGUCUUUAACCCGUCGUUUGAUGACUGCUGGAAAAUAAUACAAGACUCUUUCCUGGAAAUCAUUAGAAGCUCUGAGAAGAUCCCCAAGGUGGAAUCUCUCCUAUUCCCAGAGUUGAAAGGCUAUCAUCUAACCCUUGGAACGGUGAGAGCUGACGAAAAACUAGUUGCUGAUUUUGUGGAUCAGACUCUUAAGGUAUAUCAGAAAAACCAAGUUGGCCCUAACAAAUACUUAAAUGUGUACAAGAAGUAUGAUGACUUACUGGAUAAUACGGCAGAGCGAAACAUCACCGCUUUCCUGAAAGAAAACCAUGACAUCGAGGAUUUUGUGAAGAGGAUCAAUGACAUUAAGAAGCUGAGAAAUGAAAUUGCAUCCAUGCACAUUACCGUGCCUUUGGCCAUGUUCUGCCUCGAUGCCACGGCCCUGAAUUACGAUCUCUGUGAGCGAGCCCAAAAUCUUAAAGAUCGUCUGAUUCAGUUCCAGGUGGAUGUAAACCGGGACACCAACGGCAGCAUUUGUAAUCAGUACAGCACCAUUGCGAACAAAGUCAGUGAGGUCCCUGCCAACACCGAGCAGCUGGUGUCCCUCAUUGAAUUCUUAAAGAAAUCCAGCGACGUCACUGUGUUCAAACUCAGGAGGCAACUUAGAGAUGCAAUUGAACGGAUAGAGUUUCUGUUGGACUACGCAGACCUACCCCGUACGUCCAGUACUAUUGAAGAUAUCUUUGAAAACAGCCGGAGCCUGCUCUUUAACAAGCGGGAUCAGGCCGAGGUGGAUCUGAUUAAACGGUGUGCAGAAUUCGAGUCAAAGCUUGAGGGCUACAACAAGGACCUCGAAACCUUUAGGAAGUGUGAGGUGAUGGCCACGGAAGAGCUGAGGAACAAUGUGGAGAAGCUUAAUGAAUUAUCCAAGAACUUGGAGCAGGCGCUGGUGGAAUUUGAGGUGAUCAAUAAGGAGGAGGAGCUGUUGGAAAAGGAGAAGAGUGCCUUCCCCCUCCUGCAAACCAUGUUGAUCAACAAAGUGCCUUAUGAGCAGCUGUGGGUGACGGCUUACGAGUUCAGCAUGAAAUCGGAGGAGUGGAUGAACGGACCUCUGUACGUACUGAAUGCUGAGGAAAUUGCUGAGGAAAUCGCGACUAUGUGGAGGACGACAUAUAAACUCAUCAAGACGUUAGCCGAUGUUCCGGCACCGAGGCGCUUAGCGGAGAACUUGAAAGUCAAGAUCGAUAAAUUCAAGCAGUACCUUCCCAUCCUGAGCAUCGCCUGCAACCCGGGGAUGGAAGAUCGACACUGGCAGCAGAUCAGUGAGAUUGUUGGCUGUGAAAUAAAGCCCAACGAAACAACUUGCCUCCAAAAUAUGCUGGAGAUUGGAUUCGGCAAAUUCAUUGAUAAACUGGAACCCAUUGGAGCAAUCGCCAGUAAAGAAUACACCUUGGAGAAAAAUUUGGAGAAAAUGAAAUUGGACUGGAUCAACAUGACAUUCAACUUUGUGAAAUACAGAGAUACUGAAACCAGCAUCUUGUGUGCCGUUGACGACAUUCAGCUGCUGCUUGAUGAUCACAUUUUAAAGACUCAGACCAUGUGUGGCUCACCGUUCAUCAAGCCAAUAGAAGCAGAAUGCCGGAAGUGGGAAGAAAAGCUCCUUUGUGUGCAAGAAAAUUUGGAUGCUUGGUUGAAAUGCCAAGCCACGUGGCUAUACCUGGAGCCCAUCUUCAGUUCAGAGGACAUCAUAGCCCAGAUGCCAGAAGAGGGCAGGAAAUUCGCCAUCGUUGAUGGUAACUGGAAGUCAAUCAUGUCCCAAGCAAUGAAAGACGCCAGGGUUCUGAUGGCAGCUGACCAGCCCAGAAUGAGCAAGAAGCUUCAUGAAGCUAAUCUUCUGUUGGAUGACAUCCAAAAAGGGCUAAAUGAUUACUUGGAGAAGAAGAGACUAUUUUUCCCCAGGUUCUUCUUCCUGUCCAAUGAUGAGCUACUGGAGAUCCUGUCUGAAACAAAGGAUCCCCUCCGUGUCCAGCCACAUUUGAAGAAGUGCUUUGAGGGAAUUUCCAGGCUGGAGUUCACUAAACACUUGGAAAUCAACGGCAUGAUAAGCUCAGAAAAAGAAGUGGUUCCAUUCAAGCAGAAAGUCUACCCAGCUCAAGCCAAAGGCAUGGUGGAGAAGUGGCUCCAGCAGGUGGAGCAGAUGAUGCUCGCCAGUAUUCGAGAGGUCAUUAAACUUGGGAUUGAAGCCUAUGACAAGGUCUCUCGUGAUCAAUGGGUCUUACAGUGGCCUGGCCAGGUAGUUAUCUGUGUCUCUUCCAUCUUUUGGACCCAGGAGGUAUCCCAAGCUAUACUUGAUAACACCUUACCAGGUUUUCUGCAAAAGAGCAAUGAUCAGAUUGCACAGAUUGUCCAGCUGGUGCGGGGGAAGCUGAGCAGUGGGGCUCGGCUCACACUCGGCGCCCUCACAGUCAUCGAUGUCCACGCUCGUGAUGUGGUGGCCAAGUUAUCUGAGGACAAUGUUUCUGAUCUGAGCGACUUUCAGUGGAUCUCCCAGCUGCGCUACUACUGGGAUUCCAAAGAUGUGAAGGUGCAGAUGAUAACCACAGAAGCCUUGUAUGGCUAUGAGUACCUGGGCAACUCCCCCCGGCUGGUGAUUACGCCCCUCACUGACCGCUGCUACAGAACAUUGAUGGGGGCUCUGAAGCUGAACCUUGGGGGUGCUCCUGAGGGUCCAGCUGGGACAGGCAAGACAGAAACCACCAAAGAUCUGGCCAAAGCUUUGGCCAAGCAGUGUGUGGUCUUCAACUGCUCUGAUGGUUUGGACUACAAAGCCAUGGGGAAGUUCUUCAAGGGUCUGGCGCAGGCAGGAGCAUGGGCCUGCUUUGAUGAGUUCAACAGGAUUGAGGUCGAAGUGCUCUCGGUCAUAGCUCAGCAGAUCCUCAGCAUUCAGCAGGCCAUCAUCCGGAAGCUGAAGACGUUCAUCUUUGAAGGCACCAAACUCUCUCUGAACCCAACCUGUGCCGUCUUCAUCACCAUGAACCCCGGCUAUGCUGGCAGGGCUGAGCUGCCAGAUAAUCUCAAGGCUUUAUUCAGGACAGUAGCCAUGAUGGUGCCAGAUUAUGCCCUGAUUGGAGAAAUCUCCCUCUAUUCUAUGGGGUUUCUGGACUCCCGAAGCCUCUCCCAGAAGAUUGUCGCCACCUACCGGCUGUGCUCAGAGCAGCUCUCCUCCCAGCACCACUACGACUACGGCAUGCGAGCUGUCAAGUCUGUGCUCACUGCCGCAGGCAACCUGAAGCUCAAGUAUCCACAGGAGAAUGAAAGCGUCCUGCUGCUCCGGGCAUUGCUGGAUGUCAACCUGGCCAAGUUCCUGGCUCAAGAUGUCCCUCUAUUUCAGGGAAUUAUAUCGGAUUUGUUUCCUGGAAUUAUUCUUCCAAAACCAGACUAUGAUAUUUUCAUGGAAGUGUUGAAUGAGAACCUCAAGAAGAUGAAACUCCAGCCGGUACCUUGGUUUAUUGGGAAAAUUAUUCAGAUUUAUGAAAUGAUGCUGGUAAGACAUGGCUACAUGAUUGUCGGCAACCCCAUGGGCGGCAAGACGUGCGCUUACAAAGUGUUGGCGGCAGCUCUGGGUGAUUUACACGCAGCCAACCAGAUGGAGGAGUUUGGCGUGGAGUACAAGAUUAUCAACCCUAAAGCUAUUACUAUGGGGCAGCUGUAUGGGUGCUUUGACCCAGUGAGCCAUGAAUGGACAGAUGGGGUUCUUGCCAACGCUUUCCGAGAGCAGGCAUCUUCAGUGUCUGAUGACCGCAAGUGGAUUAUAUUUGAUGGGCCAGUGGAUGCUGUUUGGAUUGAAAAUAUGAACACUGUUCUGGAUGACAAUAAAAAGCUGUGCCUUAUGAGUGGAGAGAUUAUCCAGAUGAGCCCCAAGAUGAGCUUGAUCUUUGAGCCCGCGGACCUUGAGCAGGCCUCGCCGGCCACUGUGAGCAGGUGUGGGAUGAUCUACAUGGAGCCCCAUCAGCUGGGCUGGAAGCCCCUGAAGGAUUCAUACAUGGAUACCUUGCCUGCUAGGCUCACGGAGGAGCACAAGGAAUUGGUUAAUGACAUGUUCAUGUGGCUCGUCCAGCCCUGCUUGGAAUUUAUUCGCCUUCAAUGUAGAUUUGUGGUGCAGACAUCCCCCAUCCACCUUGUCUUCUCAAUGAUGAGACUGUACUCCUCCCUGCUUGAUGAAAUCAAUACCGCGGAAGAGGAGGACAGUGAAUUAAAUGAAGGUUUGACAAGUCUCCAGAUCUUCCUUUGGCUGCAAGCCCUGUUCCUGUUUGCCUUGGUGUGGACGAUAGCUGGCACCAUCAAUGCAGACAGCAGAAAGAAAUUUGAUGUGUUUUUCCGCAACUUGAUCAUGGAUAUGGAUGACAACCACCCAAGGCCCAAAAGUGUUAGACUCACCAAAAACAACAUCUUCCCAGAAAAUGGAAGCAUCUAUGACUUCUAUUUCCUCAAGCAAGGGAGAGGACAUUGGAACGCAUGGACGGAGUAUAUAACCAAAGAGGAGGAGGAAAUCCCAGAGGGCGCCAAGGUCUCAGAACUCAUCAUCCCCACAAUGGAGACAGCCCGACAGUCCUUCUUCUUAAAAACCUACUUGGACCAUGAGAUUCCGACACUCUUCGUGGGACCUACGGGCACUGGCAAGUCGGCUAUCACCAACAAUUUCCUUCUGUGCCUUUCCAAAAACACCUACCUGCCCAACUGUAUCAAUUUCUCGGCCAGAACCUCAGCCGGUCAGACCCAGGAUAUCAUCAUGUCCAAACUGGAUCGGAGGCGGAAAGGUCUUUUCGGGCCUCCUGUAGGGAAGAAAGCAGUGGUGUUUGUGGAUGACCUCAAUAUGCCAGCCAAGGAGGUGUACGGAGCUCAGCCCCCCAUUGAGCUCUUAAGACAAUGGAUCGACCAUGGUUACUGGUUUGAUAAGAAGGACGCGAACAGGCUGGAUAUCACAGAUGUGUUGCUUGUGACAGCUAUGGGCCCUCCUGGGGGAGGAAGGCAUGACAUUACUGGACGAUUCACUCGCCAUCUGAAUAUCAUUUCCAUCAACGCCUUUGAGGAUGACACCUUGACCAAGAUUUUCAGUUCUAUCGUUGACUGGCACUUUCGCAAAGGGUUUGAUGUGAUAUUCUUAAGGUACGGAAAGAUGCUGGUACAUGCUACCAUGACAAUUUACAAAGCCGCAGUUGAGAAUUUCCUGCCAACUCCCUCCAAGUCCCACUAUGUCUUCAACCUGCGGGACUUCUCACGAGUGAUCCAGGGGGUGCUGCUCUGCCCUCACACCCACCUGCAGGAUGCAGAAAAACUUAUCCGGCUUUGGAUCCAUGAGGUAUAUCGAGUCUUCUAUGACCGUCUGAUUGAUCAGGAGGACAGACAGGUCUUCUUCAACAUGGUGAAAGAAACCACUGCCAGUUGCUUCAAGCAAACCAUGGAAAAGGUCCUCAUCCACCUCUCACCCACCGGAAAGAUCGCUGAUGAUAACAUUCGGAGUCUCUUCUUUGGUGAUUUCUUCCAACCAGAGAGUGAGCAGAAAAUCUAUGAUGAGAUCACGGACCUGAGGCAACUCACAGUUGUCAUGGAUUACUACCUGGAGGAGUAUAACAACAUCAGCAAGGCCCCCAUGUCCUUGGUCAUGUUCAAGUUUGCCAUUGAGCACAUAUCCCGGAUUUGCAGGGUCCUGAAGCAAAACAAAGGCCACUUGCUCCUGGUGGGCAUUGGGGGCAGCGGGCGGCAGAGCGCCACCAAGCUGUCCACUUUCAUGAACUCCUAUGAGCUCUACCAGAUCGAGAUCACCCGGAACUACACGGGCAGUGACUGGCGAGAGGACCUGAAGAAGAUCAUGCUGCAGGUCGGCGUGGCCACCAAGAGCACUGUGUUCCUCUUCUCUGACAAUCAGAUCAAGGACGAGUCCUUUGUGGAGGACAUCAACAUGCUGCUGAACACAGGCGACGUGCCCAACAUCUUCGCCGCUGACGAGAAGGCUGACAUUGUGGAGAAGAUGCAAACGGCGGCCAGAACGGAAGGAGAGAAGAUGGAAAUCACACCUCUCUCGAUGUACAACUUCUUCAUCGAGAGGGUCAAGAAGAACCUUCACAUCGUCCUUGCCAUGAGUCCAAUUGGAGAUGCCUUCCGGAACCGUCUUCGGAUGUUCCCUUCAUUGAUCAACUGCUGUACAAUUGAUUGGUUCCAGUCUUGGCCCACAGAUGCCCUGGAGUUGGUGGCCAACAAAUUCCUGGAGGAUGUGGAGCUCGAUGUCAGCAUUCGGACGGAGGUCAUCUCCAUGUGCAUAUAUUUUCAAGAGAGCGUGAGGGAUCUGUCGGUGAAUUUCUAUAACACACUCUCCAGACACAACUAUGUAACGCCCACCUCCUACCUGGAACUGAUCCUCACCUUCAAGACCCUCCUCAACAGCAAGAGGCAUGAGGUUGAUAUGAUGAAGAAUCGCUACCUGGUGGGCCUGGAGAAGCUUGAGUUUGCAUCUUCACAGGUGGCCGUGAUGCAAGUGGAGCUGACUGCCCUACAGCCCCAACUCAUUCAGACCUCCGAGGAGACUGCCAGCAUGAUGGUGAAGAUUGAAAUGGAGACCAAAGAAGCUGAUGCCAAGAAACUUCUGGUGCAGGCAGAUGAAGAAGAAGCCAACAAGGCGGCCGCCAUUUCUCAAGCAAUCAAGACUGAAUGUGAGGGGGACCUGGCCGAGGCAAUGCCCGCACUAGAGGCUGCACUCGCAGCACUGGACACCCUGAAUCCUGCACACAUCACCCUGGUGAAGGCCAUGCAGAACCCCCCGGGCCCUGUCAAGCUGGUCAUGGAAAGCAUUUGUGUCAUGAAGGGGCUGCGGCCAGAGAGGAAGCCAGACCCUGGUGGUUCAGGGAAGAUGAUUGAAGAUUACUGGGGGCCGUCAAGGAAGCUACUCGGAGAUCUGAAGUUUCUAGAAAGCCUGAAAACCUACGAUAAAGACAACAUCCCCCCAGCCAUCAUGAAGAGGAUCCGGGAACGGUUCAUCGAUCACCCCGACUUCCAGCCAGCGGUCAUCAAAAACGUGUCAUCGGCCUGUGAAGGGCUGUGCAAGUGGGUGAGGGCCAUGGAGGUGUACGACCGGGUGGCCAAGGUAGUGGCUCCGAAGCGGGAGCGGCUGAAGGAGGCCGAGGAGAAGCUGGACGUGCAGAUGCAGAAGCUGAACCUGAAGCGGGCAGAGCUGAAGCUGGUGGAGGACCGCCUGCAGGCCCUGAAUGACAGCUUCCAGGAGAUGAACACCAAGAAGAACACGCUGGAGGAGAACAUUGAGCUCUGCUCCCAGAAGCUGAUCCGGGCAGAGAAGCUCAUCAGUGGCCUCGGGGGUGAGAAGGACAGGUGGACAGAAGCGGCCCGGCAGUUGGGGAUCCGCUAUGUUAACCUGACGGGAGAUGUGUUGGUGUCCUCGGCCACCGUGGCUUACCUGGGCGCCUUCACCGUGGACUAUCGGACAGAGUGCCAGAAGCAGUGGCUGGAGUGUUGUAAAGAGAAGGCCAUUCCUGGCUCCAGUGACUUCAGUCUCAGCAACACGCUCGGGGACCCCGUCAAGAUCCGUGCCUGGCAGAUUGCGGGCCUCCCCAUCGACUCCUUCUCCAUCGACAACGGCAUCAUCGUGUCCAAUUCCCGGCGCUGGGCCUUAAUGAUCGACCCUCAGGGGCAGGCCAAUAAAUGGAUCAAGAACAUGGAGAAGGCCAAUAAGCUAGCCGUCAUCAAGUUCUCGGACCCCACCUACGUGAGGACGUUGGAGAACGCCCUGCAGUUUGGCACUCCUGUCUUGCUGGAGAAUGUUGGGGAAGAGCUCGAUGCCUCGAUCGAACCCAUCUUGCUCAAGUCCACGUUCAAGCAACAAGGGGUUGAGUACAUGAGGCUGGGUGAGAACAUCAUUGAAUACUCCAGGGACUUUAAGUUCUACAUCACGACCCGCUUGAGGAACCCGCACUACCUCCCUGAGGUGGCCGUCAAAGUCUGUCUCCUGAACUUCAUGAUCACCCCGUUGGGCCUCCAGGACCAGCUCCUCGCCAUCGUGGCUGCCAAGGAGAAGCCCGAGCUGGAGGACCAGAAGAACAAGCUGAUCGUGGAAAGCGCCCAGAACAAGCAGCAGCUCAAGGAGAUCGAAGAUAAGAUCUUGGAGGUCCUCUCCCUGUCCAAGGGCAACAUCCUGGAGGACGAGACGGCCAUCCAAAUCUUGUCUUCCUCCAAGGUGCUGUCCGAAGAAAUCUCCAAAAAGCAAGAGAUCGCUUCGGUGACAGAGAUGCAGAUCGAUGAGACCCGGAUGGGCUACAAGCCGGUGGCCGUGCACUCAGCCACUAUCUUCUUUUGCAUCUCGGACCUGGCCCACAUCGAGCCCAUGUACCAGUACUCGCUGGCCUGGUUCAUCAACCUGUACGUGCAGUCGCUGGCAUCAAGCAGGAAGAGCGAGGACCUGGACACGCGCAUCGACUCCAUCAUCGAGCACUUCACCCUCAGUGUCUACAGCAACAUCUGCCGCUCCCUGUUCGAGAAGGACAAACUGCUGUUCUCCCUGCUCCUGACCGUGGGCAUCCUGAAGGAGAAACAGCAGAUUGACGAGGAUGUCUGGCACUUCCUCCUCACCGGGGGUGUGGCCCUGGACAACCCCUACCCCAACCCGGACCCCGAGUGGCUGUCGGAGAAGGCCUGGUCCGAAAUCGUGCGUGCCUCCACGCUACCCGGCCUGAAAGACCUGAUGGAAGAUUUCCAAAAUAAUACUAACCAUUGGAAGCCAAUCUAUGACUCGGCCUGGCCCCACGAGCGGCCCUUUCCUGGCCAGUGGAAGUUUCUGGAAGGACUGGAGAGGCUGGCCAUCCUCCGGUGUCUGCGGCCAGACAAGAUUGUCCCAGCGGUUCAGAACUUCAUCUCGGAGCACAUGGGGAAGAUGUACAUCGAGCCUCCAACGUUUGAUCUCCAGGGUUCCUACAACGAUUCCAGUUGUUGUGCACCAUUGAUCUUCGUGCUGUCUCCGGGUGCAGACCCGAUGGCAGGCUUGUUGAAAUUUGCCGAUGAUAUUGGCAUGGGCGGUGUCAGAACACAGACCAUCUCCCUUGGCCAAGGCCAAGGCCCUAUUGCUGCCCAGAUGAUCAACACGGCCCUUAAAGAUGGGACCUGGGUGGUCUUACAGAACUGCCAUCUGGCCACCAGCUGGAUGCCCACACUGGAGAAGAUCUGCGAAGAAGUCAUCAUUCCCGAGAACACCAACAGCCAUUUCAGACUCUGGCUGACCAGCUACCCAUCAGAGAAGUUUCCAGUCAGCAUUCUCCAGAAUGGGAUCAAAAUGACCAACGAGCCUCCCAAGGGGCUCCGGGCCAACCUUUUACGCUCCUACCUCAAUGAUCCCAUCUCGGACCCCCUGUUCUUCCAAAGCUGUGAGAAGCCAGUGAUGUGGCACAAGCUUCUGUUUGGCCUUUGCUUCUUCCACGCCGUGGUUCAAGAGAGGAGAAACUUUGGGCCGCUGGGUUGGAAUAUUCCUUAUGAGUUCAAUGAAUCCGACCUGAGGAUUAGCAUGCAGCAGAUCAAGAUGUUCCUGAACGAAUACGUCGAGGUGCCCUUUGAUGCUCUGACGUAUCUGACAGGGGAAUGCAAUUAUGGAGGCCGAGUGACGGAUGACAAAGACAGGCGUCUCCUGCUGUCCCUCCUGUCCACAUUCUACUGUAAGGAGAUUGAAAACGACCGUUACCCCCUCGCUCCUGGGGACACUUACUACAUCCCUCCCCAUGGCACUUACCAGUCCUACCUCGACUAUAUGAGGGGCCUCCCCAUCACAGCGCACCCAGAAGUGUUCGGUCUCCAUGCGAAUGCCGACAUCGCCAAGGACAGCCAGGAAACCAGCCAGCUGUUUCAGGGGGUGCUGCUGACCCUCCCCAGGCAGUCCGCAGGGAGCGGCAAGUCCUCUCAGGAAGUGGUUGAGGAGCUGGCCAAAGAUAUACUCUCCAAACUUCCCAACGACUUUGACCUGGAUAUGGUCAUGAAGUUGUACCCUGUGGUCUAUGAAGAGUCCAUGAACACCGUCCUGAGGCAGGAGCUCAUCAGAUUCAACAGGCUAACCGAAGUAGUUCGCGGAAGCCUCAUGGAUCUUGGCCGAGCCAUCAAAGGCCAGGUCCUGAUGUCUUCGGAACUGGAGGAUGUUUUCAACAGCAUGCUCGUGGGUAAAGUGCCUGCCAUGUGGAUGGCCAAGUCCUACCCAUCUCUGAAGCCCCUGGGGGGUUAUGUGACUGAUCUGCUGGCCCGCUUGACUUUCUUCCAGAAAUGGAUUGACAAGGGGCCCCCUGUAGUCUUUUGGAUCUCCGGAUUCUACUUCACACAGUCCUUUUUGACUGGAGUCUCACAGAAUUAUGCCCGGAAAUAUACCAUCCCCAUCGACCACAUUGGGUUUGAGUUUGAGGUGACCAAACAAGAAACAAAAAUGAAGAAGAAUCCAGAAAAUGGGGCCUACAUUAAGGGACUCUUUUUAGAAGGUGGCCGCUGGGACAGGAAGAAGAUGCGGAUUGGAGAGUCUCUCCCCAAAAUCCUCCAUGACCCACUACCCAUCAUUUGGCUGAAACCUGGAGACAGUGCUACAUUUCUGCAUGAGAACAUUUACCAGUGUCCAGUCUACAAAACGAGCGCUCGGAGAGGCACCCUCUCCACCACAGGCCAUUCCACCAACUACGUCCUCUCCAUUGAGCUUCCCACAAACAGGCCCCAGAAGCACUGGAUAAACCGAGGGGUGGCCUCACUGUGCCAGCUGGAUGACUGA